Knipowitschia caucasica is the source of this 795-nucleotide messenger RNA. Lineage: Eukaryota; Metazoa; Chordata; Actinopteri; Gobiiformes; Gobiidae. The record is from the annotation of a GenBank genome assembly.
AUGCGUCUCUGGCCUCGGGGACCAUCGUCGACGUCAAUAGCUCCGUCGCGGCGCAGUGACCUCCAGAUCCUGGGCUUCUGUCUGCUGCACUGGCUCAGCGGACAUCUGCCCUGGACAGGACUGAGACCAGAGCAAGUCCAGGAGGCCAAGACCAGGUUCCUGCAGGCCCUGCCGGAGUCUGUGAAGCAGCUGACCUCAGAUCAGCCAGGGACAGAUGAAUUGUGCUCCUUCCUCCGACAUGUGCGCUCGCUGCAGUAUCAGGACAAACCAGACUACGACCUCCUCCGACGGAUCCUGCACCGCCCCGGGUCUGGACUGGACUUAGACCUGAGACCCAAACCCGAGUCCAGACCCCAGGAACCAGUGCGAAGACCCAAGAAAACAGGCAGAGGCCGAGGUGCGCCUGGAGCUGAGGCCGUGGAGGUGGAGGAAGAGGAGAAGAGGAUGAAGCCAAAACAGAUUGAUCCCAAAUAUCUGCGAGGACCUCCCAUCUCCAGCUCACAAUCUGCAGCUGAGGCCAUGGAGCUGGAUGAAGAAGAGGAUGAAGAAGAGGAUGAAGAAGAAGAGGAGGAGACAACACGGAUCGAUCCAAAGUAUUUAAGAGGACCUCCCCUCUGCAGAGCACAGGUACAGACUGAAGCGCGCUCGCUCCCUGUGCCAACACACACACACUUCCACACAGACGACGAAGACGAGGAGGAAGAAAGCAAUUUUAAGAGCUGUCGAUUUAACCCGCCCUCGCGCACUGACACUCACCCCGGACCCGUCUGUGAAGCACUUCUGGAUCAUUACUGA